AUGCUUAAAUUUAUUCACAAGUCUAUUAUUCGUGCAAAUUCUCUUAAAAUGUCAACAAUUCCUGGUUGUCAUUUACGAUGGCCAACUACUGUGGAGGAGAUCAAAAGUAGAACAUCAUCGCUUGUAGAUUAUGCUCAUUCAGUGUAUAACAAAGUUGGUGAAUCCAAAGAUGCUUCUUCUUAUAAAUCAGUUGUAUUGCCAAUGUCAUUAUUUGAAGCUGUAUAUCAAACAGAAAGAAGUUGUCUAGACUUUCCACAGUAUACUCAUCCGUCAGCGGUUAUACGUGAUGCAAGUUGUGAAGCUGCGCGUAAAUUAAGUGAUGUUGAAGUGGAGUUAGAAAUGCGAAAGGAUAUAUUUGAAAAGUUUGUUUCAAUCCAGUCAAGUAUGAAUGAAUCAUUGAGUGAUGAAUAUCGUCGUUAUGUGAAUAGAAAAGUACAAUUAGGUCGUAGAAAUGGUCUUCAUUUGGAUAGCGACAGCAGAAAGAUAAUAGAAACUUUGAAUAAAGAAGAAAGUCAACUGUGUAUUGAUUUCAGUCGGGCUUUAAAUGAAGAGAACACUGUGCUGGAGUUUACUGAUGAAGAGUUGGCUGGAUGUCCUACGGAUUUUAUUAACAGUUUAAAAAAGCUUCCUUCGGGAAAACGUGAAAUUUCCCUGAAAUAUCCUCAUUAUUAUCCAGCAAUACAAAUGGCUUGUAAUCCAGAGACAAGAAGAGUUUUACAGACUAUGUUUAAUUCAAGAUGUGUGAAAGAGAAUACACCAAUUUUAAAACGUUUAAUGGAAUUACGUAAAGAACGUGCAACAAUCUUAGGCUUUCCUACACAUGCAGAUUUUAUGCUUGAUCUACGUAUGGCUAAAACAGCAGCUAAUGUCGACAAUUUUUUAAAUAAUAUUGGUUCAAAGUUAGAAAAAGCUCGUCGCAAAGAAACACAACGCUUAUUGGAAUUGAAGAAGGAAGAGUGUGAACGUUUAGGCUAUCCAUUCAAUAAUCGUAUUGAUCCAUGGGAUAUAAAUUACUACAUGAAUAAAGUAAAAGAAAAAGAUUAUUCUCUUGAUAUACAAGCAUUGAAAAAAUAUUUCCCUUUGACAACUAUUAAAUCAGGUAUAUUAAACUUAUAUCAACAUUUGUUGGGCUUAAAAUUUGAGCGUAUUCCCGAUCCGAAUGUAUGGCAUUCAGAAGUUGAAAUGUAUUCAGUAAUCGAUACACAAUCCAAUAAUCUACUGGGUUAUUUCUAUCUUGAUUUACAUCCACGAGAUGGUAAAUAUGGCCAUGCAGCUGUAUUCAGUUUACAAUCCGGCUGUUGUAGACCAUUGACUACUCUUCAUUGUGAUAAUCCUCCUAGAAAUGAUGCUGAAAGCAGUGGUGAUGAUCAACCAACACCAAUACCAUCAUUUGAACGUCAAGUGGCAAUAGCUGCAAUGGUAGCUAAUUUUACUGCACCGAAUGAAGAAACUGGUGAAGCUUAUCUAUUACACGAUGAAGUGAAAACAUUCUUUCAUGAAUUUGGUCAUCUGAUGCAUCAUAUAUGUUCGUGUACACAAACUGCAUUGUUUAGUGGAACACACGUUGAAACUGAUUUUGUAGAAUGUCCAUCACAAAUGUUAGAGAAUUGGGUUUGGUGUGAAGAAGGACUGAAUGCAUUACUUGGUACUGCUUCUGCUACUACUACGCCUACGCCGACUACGAACAAUAGUCAAAAGAUACCAAAAGAUAUGUUGAAUAGCCUAAUUAAUUCUCGAAUGGCAAAUGCUGGUCUAUUUUAUUCUAGACAACUUUUAUUAGCUACAUUUGAUCAAGCUAUACAUACUACAAAAUGGAAAGAUGAUCCAAUAACUACUUUCAAAGAUUUAAGUGUUAAAUGGACAGGAAAUGAACCUACACAAGGUACAUUCAUGCCUGCAUCAUUUGGACAUUUAGCUGGUGGAUAUGAUGCUCGAUAUUACAGUUAUUUGUGGAGUGAAGUGUUUAGCGCUGAUAUGUUUGAAUCACGUUUCAAGUGUGCAGUAGACGGUGGAUGUAUGAGUCAAUGUGUUGGACGUGAUUAUAGAGAGAAAAUACUCUAUCCAGGUGGUUCAAAAGACGCUAUAGAUAUGUUAAAAGACUUUUUAGGUCGUGAACCUAAUGAUAAGGCUUUCUUUAAAUUAUUAAAUGUUGAAGCAUAA
Messenger RNA from Trichobilharzia regenti, 2160 nucleotides. NCBI's taxonomy places the organism in Eukaryota, Metazoa, Platyhelminthes, Trematoda, Strigeidida, Schistosomatidae. The record is from the annotation of a GenBank genome assembly.